UUCAUUUAUGAUCAGCUCAAUCUUCCAUGUGCAAGAGAGAACUUCGAAGUACAGUCAGAAAAGGAAUCGAAUCCUUUUUUUUUUUUUUUCUCAAUCGUUGAUGUCGGGAUUCUUCCAUUCUACUAUGGGUAAGAAACUCUCGUAGAUGCUCAUGCAAAGGACUGUCUGUCCGCUAUUUAUAGCACUGUAAGCCAAAAACACCAGACCAUCAAAAAGCUGUAAAGAAAUAACAACAAACCGAAACAGCAAUCGAACGGCAUUAUUUUUUGUCGUCAGCUCCGACAGAGCCAUAAUGGCAGCCGGUGGAAAAAUGUCGUCUCCGGCCACCGCCGCCGAUCGCCGAAGCGUCACUCGCGGGCCAUCCGCGAAGCCGCCGUUCACUUUCGGCGACCUCAAAAGAGCCAUUCCUCCCCACUGCUUCCGCCGCUCCCUCGCCCGCUCCGUCUCCUACGUCGUUUCCGACCUCGCGGUCAUCUCGCUUCUCUACUACAUCGCCGCCGCGUACUUCCACCUCCUACCGCCGCCGCUCCGCCGCGUCGCCUGGCCCGUCUACUGGGUCCUCCAAGGCUGCAUCGCCACCGGCCUAUGGGUGAUCGCCCACGACUGCGGCCACCACGCCUUCAGCGAUUACCAGUGGGUCGACGACGCCGUCGGCCUCGUCCUCCACUCGCUCCUCCUCGUCCCGUACUUCUCCUGGAAGUACAGCCACCGCCGCCACCACGCCAACACCGGGUCCCUCGACCGCGACGAAGUCUUCGUCCCGAAAAAAAAGUCGCAAGUUGCGAGGCUUUCCAAGUACUUGAACAACCCGCCGGGCCGGGCCGUGACGCUCCUCGUCACGCUAACGCUCGGCUGGCCGUUGUAUUUAGCCUUCAACGUCUCCGGCCGGCCUUACGACCGCUUCGCCUGCCACUACGACCCUUACGGCCCAAUUUACAAAGAUCGCCAACGUUUCCAAAUCUUCGUCUCCGACGCUGCCGUCACGGCUACAUUGUACGUCCUCUACCGCACGGCGGCGGCGAGAGGCGUGGUUUGGGUCGCUUGCAUCUACGGUGCGCCGUUGAUGAUCGUUAACGGGUUCCUCGUGCUGAUAACGUAUCUUCAGCACACGCACCCGGCGCUGCCCCACUACGACUCGUCGGAGUGGGACUGGCUCCGGGGCGUGCUGGUGACGGUGGACCGGGACUACGGGAUCCUGAACAAGGUGUUCCAUAACAUCACGGACACUCACGUGCUGCACCAUAUUUUCUGGUCGGUGCCUCAUUACCAUGCGAUGGAGGCAACGAGAGCGAUCAAACCGAUACUAGGUGAGUAUUAUCAGUUCGACGGGAUGCCGUUUUACAAGGCGAUAUGGCGGGAGGCAAAGGAGUGUCUGUACGUUGAGGCCGACGAGCCCGGCAAGGGAGUCUACUGGUACAAGAACAAGUUUUAGGGCUGUUCGGAUUUCUAUUAUAUCAUAAUUAUUUUUAAUAUAUUUUUUAUUUUACUGUAACCUCUUGACAAUAAGAGAUGGUGGUGUCGGGAUGAACUCGUGAUUGUGAAGUCUGAAUUUAAACUGAUGCCUCAAGAUCUUGCUUGCUA
Molecule: messenger RNA, 1581 nt
Organism: Andrographis paniculata
Lineage: Eukaryota; Viridiplantae; Streptophyta; Magnoliopsida; Lamiales; Acanthaceae
Product: delta(12)-fatty-acid desaturase FAD2-like
Exons: 1
Coding region: 293-1432 (379 amino acids)
Biological process (GO): lipid metabolic process
Molecular function (GO): oxidoreductase activity, acting on paired donors, with oxidation of a pair of donors resulting in the reduction of molecular oxygen to two molecules of water
Source: RefSeq, a predicted model, not a curated record